AUGCCCACGGGCCUGCAACCAGCGAUGCUGAAGACCACCGGAACCCGGCUGGCAGCCGCAGGAGCAUACGAUCUGGUCUUGCAGGACUAUGUCAGGAAAAACGCGGCCAUUUUAGACUCUACCGUCUUCCGGGGGACGCUGUAUGAGCUCACAGUAAUGCGCGAGCUCCACGCGCGGCUCGGCGUGAGCCGCCUCCGCCAGCGCGGCGCCGCCUACGACGGCGGUAUCGACAUCACAGGGAAGUGGGACCUGGCAGAUGUGCCAGGCGUCGCGCCCGACCCGCACGAGGCAGCGAUCCCGCGCUCUGUGCGCUGCGGAGCCUCUCGCCUCAAGCCGCUGCGGCGCAAGAUUCUGGACGGCACGGCGCGGCCCCUGGACGUGCUCGUACAGUGCAAGGCGCUGACCACGGCGCGGGUGGGCGGCCGCCUGUUCCGCGAGCUGUUCGGCGCGUUCGGCGCGUUCGGCGCGCGCUCGAAAGUCCACCGCAACAACACCGUGCUUAUGCUGAGCUCGCCGAACCUGCUGACGCGCAAUGGCAUUGCCGUAAUGAACCAGCUCGAGCUGCCGAUCAUUUACCUACGCAUCGGCCUGCCGCGCAUUGCCGCAGACGGAUCGCUGCGAGACGGCUACCUGGAACACUACUACGAGAACGCGUACGCCGCCGCCCUUCUGGACGGCUGCCGUGUGCAGCGCCUGAUAGGACUCCACGCGCUGCCGCUGUAG
Messenger RNA from Eremothecium gossypii ATCC 10895, 723 nucleotides. RefSeq names its product Rrg7p (gene RRG7). Bases 1 to 723 code for a protein of 240 amino acids. The record is from RefSeq and is marked provisional. NCBI's taxonomy places the organism in Eukaryota, Fungi, Ascomycota, Saccharomycetes, Saccharomycetales, Saccharomycetaceae. Gene Ontology annotation, cellular component: mitochondrion. The transcript has a single exon.